Molecule: messenger RNA, 4246 nt
Organism: Eupeodes corollae
Lineage: Eukaryota; Metazoa; Arthropoda; Insecta; Diptera; Syrphidae
Product: homeobox protein prospero
Exons: 3
Coding region: 1500-4085 (861 amino acids)
Biological process (GO): regulation of DNA-templated transcription
Molecular function (GO): RNA polymerase II cis-regulatory region sequence-specific DNA binding; DNA-binding transcription factor activity, RNA polymerase II-specific
Source: RefSeq, a predicted model, not a curated record
AAUUCCGGAAUUAAAACUUCGAUUAGGUGAAUAAAAACUUUAAAAACUAUGAGAAUGAGAUUCUGCAGAUAUAGAAAUGAGAAAAAUAAGAAGGACAACAAGAAAAAGCAGAACACGACAAGUAGGUACCAAGGGAUGCAUUCAAUUCACCCGCCGCACCAUCGCAAUAUCGCACCAUCCAACCCAAUCCAACCAACCACCCACUGCUCGAAAACCACUAAAAGCAACUUUCCGCACACACCCAUACACCGAACCAGCAUGCACAAGUGUGCUGGGUCCUGUCAUGCGCACCCCCAAAUCAGGCUAACUGGUGGUUGUGAUGACUCAAUAUUCGAGCAACAGCAACUAUGAGCAACAAGACCAUAAUCAGCCAGCGAGCAACAGCACAACCAAAAGCAGCAAGCAGCAACCCUUAGCAAAACCGAAAACCCCAACAAAAACAACAGAACAGAAAAAUAAAAAAGAACACAAAACUCAAAAAUAAACUGUAUAGUUUCUAUUCAUACCCGUACAGAUGAGAAAAGCUGAAACCAAACACCGAUACGCCGACACGAAAACGAAACGAAGCUCUAACAAGUGUGCGUGCAUAGAGCCAUCACAUAACCAAGGGGUAACAACAUAACAUAACGGGCAUCGCUAAUAUCAGUAGAAGGGAGUGGUACGUCAAAAACUGACGCACAUCCAGGACAAAACUGCAGACGACAUUUUUCCAAUUUUUUUUAUUUAUAUUUACACAAAAAUCAUUGCUGCAAUAAAAUAAAAAUAAUAAUACUCGUACAUAUAGAUAACUGUAAAAUACAAAUAAAAAAUAAAACAAUGUUAAACUUAUAUUCGAUUAUCCUGUGCAAUUAUUAUCCUGUCACCUACAACAACAACAAAACCUACUGAACUCUAUAGUUAUAACUCUGCUUGUUUGUUUCCAAAAAAAUACUACUUAACCGACCGGACGAUGAAAAAUUAACGGUGACGAAACGUCAAAAAUAAAAAAUAGAAAUAAAGUAAAAUUGCAAGAGACCGCGCGGAACAAAUCUCGAGAGUUGUGAAUAAAUAAAAAUAUUCUAUGUGUUAACUGCUGCACCUGCAUUAAAACAACUAAAAAACUAAUUAAAAUAUGUAAAAUGUAUAAAUAUAUAUAAAAAAUAUAAACAAUAACAAAAAAAAAAACAAACAAAAUAAACUCAAAACAACGAAAGCAAUAUAUACAUAACUGUGAACAUAAAUAAUUACAAAAACAAAAAUAUAUAAUUAUUCCCAAGGAUACAAAAUUCAAAAUUCAAAAAAAAAUUUAGAAACUAAAAAAAAAUUUUAAAAUAUUCUCCAAAAGCAAUUUUCGACCUUAAGGACAAAUUAUUUAACAAUCAAAUUUUUAAAUUAACAAUUUAUUUAUAAAAAAAAAAAUAUGAAAAUAUUUUGUAUCUAAAAAAACUUUCAAAAAAUUUCCAAAAAAAAAUUAAAAUCUAAAAAAAUAAUUGAUUAUCUAUUUCGAAUUGAAAAAAAAAAUGCCACUGGACUAUGUUCAAGCCAAGAACGCAACAUAUAUUUUUGGGGGCAGAUCGAAAGCAACAGCAGGUGCAGUAGUAGCAUCAUCGGCAUUGGCAGGUGGGGAUUUCGAAGAGGCCGAGGUGUACUUAAGGGCGUUUGAGGAUGAGGAAAACCAUUACCAACAGCAGCACCAAAGUCGAAGCCAUGAAGUCCUUAAUCAGCAAGCAACAAUUUUUAUUGUAAAGAAACCGACCAGCAACGGAACUCACCACCACCACCAUCACCAACACCACCAUCAACAACACCAGCAGCAGCAUCAGAGUCAGAGUCAGCAACAGCACCACCAUCAACAUUACCAGACAGCCCUUACACUCGAUUGUGACCGUGUGGAGCUGCUAAAGUCACCCAAUCAUCAAUUUUCGGCUUCCGUUGCAGCACAAAGCUCCUCCAGCAUCUCGUAUGGAAACAACAAAAAAAACAAUGACAGGAAGCACAACAACAGCGAAGCCGAACGGCGAACUCCACAACAUCAGCAGCACCACCAGCAGCAGGAUAAUACCCAUUCUGCAGGACUACGUGGAGUAGAAUCAAUAGAAAACAACAAAUUCAAAAGCACUAACCGGAGCAAUUUCAAUGGCAAGGAUGUUGAAAGAGCAUCAGGAGCAGCAUCAGCAUCAGCAUCAGCAUCAGUGGUAGAUCCUGCUGCUGGCAACAACCGCAUUAGAAGCCAUUGUGGCAGCAGCGAUACCGGCACUGAAACGGCCAGUGGAAAUGGGAUGCUAUGUGGGCGACUAGAAUGGACUGCAGCUCAAUCACUGGUCGAAUUGAAUGGCAAGGAUAAUAAAAAUAUGGCAACAGUAGUAGUGGCAGCAACAACUGUUGCACCAACACCACCAAUAUCAUCAACUGCUGCUUCUGUUGUUGGUGCUGGUGGUGGUGCUGCUGCUGCAUCUAUUUCUAUUCAGCCUUUGCCGCCAACAAUAUCGAGGGACCAAAAACAACAUCAUCAACAGCAACAAAGGGAGCCUCCUGCUUUCGAGGAUUCACCACAGCAGCGUUUGAAGGGUGGUUACGGUGGCGCCAUGCUUACCGCUGUCAACAAAGAAAAGUUAUCCAGAAUUUAUUCCAACUCAUCCUCGCCCCCAACGUCAUCGUCAUCGUCCUCGAAAUCAUUGUCGGUAACAGAAGUCGUCAUCGUGCCAAAGCAACAACAACAACGUACUGGAGAAUCAGCAACAUCAUCAUUAAAAGAGACGAUAAUAACAGCAGCAUCAACCCAUGACCUGCCCGAGUUGAUGAAACGAAGCGGACUUCCUCCUAUCGCAGGAGACGGUCCACCGAAUGCCAAAGUGAUCGCGGUAAGUGCCAUUAAGAGCACCACCUCCACCACCACCACAACCACCAUCAACAAUAGCCGGCUGUUUCCAUCGAGGGUUGAUGGAGCAAGUUCAUCUGGAGGGCAAGUGAUUUUCUAUGCCCCACCCGCACAAAAAACCACUCCCAAGCAGCUAGAGAAGCCUGCACCAGUAGUGACCGUUAAAAACGAGCCACAGUCGAUAUACCGUGAGAGAAGCAUCGAAGAAACCGAAGCCGCUCAUGACUUGCUGUCGCUGUCGCAGAGUCUACCUCCGUUGCCGGCACCAUGUGUGGUCACUAUUCUGCAACAGGACAAUGGCAUCCCGAACUACGUCGUCACCCACGCUCCGGUCAUGCAAGAGAUCUCGAAUUCUUCCAACAGUGACUACCGUCACCAUCAUCAUCAUCACCAGAACCAUCAUCACUCUGCCAUUAGUGGCACCACCAAGUCAAUUGCAACAUCAUCCAAAAUCCGCUACAUCAGUAGUUCUUAUGAGAGCAACAACGCCGAAAACUGCUCACCGCUUACGCCGCCAAAUUCCGACCAUUCCUCAGAUGUCGACAUCGAUAUGUCCUCGUCCUCAUCGACCUGUUCAGCCCUGACAUCCUCAUCAUCGGAAUCAUCCAAUCGCGGCGAUCACAGUCUCUGGGGCACGGAGUUGAUGAAAAUCAAGAAAGAGAAACCGAUAAUUUCAUCGAUGACCGAUGGGCGCUCCAAAGGUCGCAAGCCCAUCAACAUGGAAAUCUAUUUGAAGAAGAAGCGUGGCUCGUACAAGUGCAAUGACUGCGGCAGGCAGUACGCCACUUCGAGCAAUUUGUCCCGCCACAGACAGACACAUCGCAGCCUGGACUCCCAGUCGGCCAAAAAGUGCAAUACAUGUGGCAAGGCGUAUGUGUCCAUGCCGGCCCUUGCCAUGCAUCUCCUAACUCAUAAAUUGUCGCACAGCUGUGAGAUUUGUGGCAAGUUGUUCUCAAGACCCUGGCUCUUACAGGGGCAUCUGCGUUCACACACUGGCGAAAAGCCAUACGGCUGCGUCCAUUGUGGCAAGGCCUUCGCUGACAGAUCAAACCUCAGGGCCCACAUGCAAACCCAUUCGGGUUGCAAGAAUUUCAAGUGUCAACGCUGCAGCAAGACCUUUGCCCUCAAGUCAUAUCUCAAUAAGCACCUAGAGUCGGCUUGCCAAAGGGAUCAGAGUGGAAGUGAGAACAGCAGUGAAGACAACGAUGACGACAUCAUUGUAGCGUAAUCUCAACAAAACAGUUAAGUGUCAGGUAAGUCGAACCCCUCCCAAAAAAUAUAAAAAAAAGGUUCUACCUGUAAUGUCAAAGCAAUAAAAUCCAGCGAAUUGCGGUUAAUCACUGUAAAUACUAAGGCACACGAACACACUCACACAUACACUAAGUCAAA